GGCCUAUGAAAGAACGGUUGGGAUCAGGGGGCCCUGGCAAAUCCGAGCGUUUGUUUCCGAGCCGAACGUUGCUGACAGGAAGGGAGACCGUUACUAUUAUCGUUUUUUUAAAAGUUCAAAAUUUUGACCCUUCUCUGAAGUGCAGAGGAGAACGAAGAAAGAGAACGAGAUCUAAGACAUCCAGAGUUUCCAUCAGAGCCCAGACAAACUUGCAGUGGAUCAGAUGUGGUUAGACUUCGUUUGAAGCCCCCAGUGAAGUUGAAUUUUUACGCUCUGGAUUGGGCAGCGAGGAGCACAUCAAACAAUAUUUUUCUAAGGAAUUGAGCAGAUGAGUGACAGCUGAUACUGAUUCCAUGGGGAACAUUGUUGGUUCAUUUGUUUCAGGCUUUAUUAAAGUUGUCGGUGACUUGCUUGGAGCUCCAUUAGAUUUUCUUUCUGGAAAAUCUUGCGGCUCAGUAUGUGGUUCAACAUGGGAUUUAGUUUGUUACAUCGAGAAUUUCUGCAUUGCCAAUCUUUUGAAGAUGCUUGCUGUCUUAGUCCUCCUUUAUAUUGUACUAUUGUUCUUCUACCUUCUAUACAAAAUUGGUAUCUGUCACUGCAUUGGUAAGGGUACGUGCAAGAUGCUAUGGGCAUGUUUGACAUCAUGCUUCUCGAUCUGCAAGUAUGUAUGCAUGUCUUUAUGGUUUAAGUCCAAGAAUUUGAAAAGAAUGAAUGAGGAGCACCUAAGAGAUAUCGAUGACUACUAUGAUUCCACUACAAGCAAUGAUGACUUGGAAGAUACAAUAUCAUAUACGCAUAAACCAAGGUCGUUAGAGUUUCGAAAAUUAUUCUCUCAAAGAUCAAGAGAACGCAGAAGGAUUCACUUGGAGAGGUCUCUAAGGCCAAGGAGUCACCGAAUAAGAGUCGGGAUUAGCUACAUGGAUUCGAAUGAGAGAGACCCAAGAAAGCAUCAUAGGCAUGCAGAUGCACUCCAUAACAUUAAGGUUACUCACACAUCCAAAUUUGUGCAGAAAGGCAAUCCAAAACGUAUUCACUAUAGGAAGUGGUGAGGAUCCAAGAGAUGGGAAGUUUUCUCAUUCAAGCUCUAGAUUGUACGAUAAUAAUAAUGAUGUUUUCAAUGUUACCUGUCCUCAUGUUUACAUUUGUCCUCCAUAUUUAAGAUUUGGCAAGUUAUUGGCU
This is a messenger RNA of Elaeis guineensis (African oil palm), 1179 nucleotides long. NCBI's taxonomy places the organism in Eukaryota, Viridiplantae, Streptophyta, Magnoliopsida, Arecales, Arecaceae. The record is from RefSeq and is a predicted model, not a curated record.